AUGGCUACCAGGUGUCUUGCAAAAGAGCUAGGAGAGCACGGAAUCCGAGUCAACUGUGUAAAUCCAACCGUGGUCAUGACUGAAAUGGGAAAGACGAACUGGAGCGAACCUAAGAAAGCUGCUGCGAUGCUCUCUCAGCUCCCAGUUGGAAGAUUUGCAGAAAUCGAAGAUGUUGUGAACGCCGUUCUAUUUCUCCUUAGUGACGCCUCCGCUAUGACGACGGGAGAAGCACUCCCAGUUGAUGGAGGCUUCACGAAAAUGUAG
Molecule: messenger RNA, 264 nt
Organism: Ostertagia ostertagi
Lineage: Eukaryota; Metazoa; Nematoda; Chromadorea; Rhabditida; Trichostrongylidae
Source: the annotation of a GenBank genome assembly